This is a messenger RNA of Hermetia illucens (black soldier fly), 959 nucleotides long. RefSeq names its product cytochrome b5. Lineage: Eukaryota; Metazoa; Arthropoda; Insecta; Diptera; Stratiomyidae. The record is from RefSeq and is a predicted model, not a curated record. The transcript is spliced from 2 exons. Bases 461 to 907 code for a protein of 148 amino acids. Gene Ontology annotation, cellular component: membrane; intracellular membrane-bounded organelle. Gene Ontology annotation, molecular function: heme binding.
UCAUUAUUUACUAUCGUUAUUGACCAGCAACAUCACAUUAUUUCCAUUGUCUGCUUGCGAAAAUUACCGACUUAAAUAGACACAAUUCUCGUGCAUCUAUUUCAUUAUCAUCUCAAGAAAACACAAAAUAACGCAUUAAGUUAAAUUACUAAGCAGAAUUGCUCGCGAACUGACUAUCGACAUUGUUAUUAGUUGAAUAGAUUGCCAGUUCAAAAGUAGCCUUCAACUUGAACUGUACAGUUCCUUGAGAAUUUGAAAACUGACGGCUUUUCAUGGACAAUCUUUAAGGACAAAUAUUCGUUGUGUAUGUAAAAGUUAUGAUAAAUCAUACUUAGUGGUAAUAAAAAAAAUUGUAAGUGAUAAAAGUGAAUCUAAUAAACUAUUAAUUAUUGAUAAAAAGUAAAAACAGGAAAUAAAAGUGAAAGUAAAGUUUGAUUCGAUUCUACGUGAAAAACUAAAUAUGGAUCAGAGUGAACCAAGCAAAUUACUAAAUGGAAAAGAAUCGAAUUUUGUUGAUGCAAAUACCACCAAUGAUAUUUUGUCAAUUGCAUUAAGAGCCUUGCGAUUGGACAAAAUCCCAGUGAAAUCCACCCCUGGCGAAAAAUACAAUGGUUUGGCGGAAAUUUCCUUAGAAGAAGUAGCAGAACAUGACAAUAUUGAAGAUUGCUGGGUAGUGAUCUAUGAUCGGGUUUAUGAUGUAACGAAGUUUUUAGAUUCACAUCCAGGUGGUUGGGACGUAAUGAUCGAUUACGCAGGCAUGGAUUGUACGAUAGCUUUCCGAGGAACUGGACAUUCAAAGGAGGCAAUAGACAUGCUUGAUAAAUAUCUUAUUGGGAAAUUACCGCAACAUCAACAGAUAUUUCGAUUGGAAAUUGGUGGAUUCCACCUGGCAGACAUGCCUGAAUAAAAGCUUCACAGCUGAAAUCUCAGACUGAUAAAGAUUUAGAACUCAUACUAAA